Molecule: messenger RNA, 1786 nt
Organism: Funneliformis mosseae
Lineage: Eukaryota; Fungi; Glomeromycota; Glomeromycetes; Glomerales; Glomeraceae
Source: the annotation of a GenBank genome assembly
AUGAAUUCCUACGACAAAAUUACAGAGACUAUUAAUCCAAUAUUAGAGAAAGAAUUAAAGACCGAUGCUGAAAUUCGUAAACUUUGGUCAGAGAGCAUUCAUUGCUACGAUCAACGUCAAACGUUCAACAAGGCCAAUGAAGUUUAUGAUUUUAUAAUCGUUGGAGCUGGAACCGCCGGAUGUGUAUUAGCAAGAGAACUCAUUUACAACGUUCCCAAUGUUAAUAUUUUGCUAUUGGAAGCUGGUCCACCAAAUGUUCAAGUUAAUGAUAUAAUGCGUUUACCUUGUACUUUUGCUUCGGUUUAUCGAACAAGUGAAAUAGAUUGGGGAUAUCAUACAGAAGAUCAAAAAAUGCCGAGCUCGAUCGAUCCUACCAAAGAAGUAUUAAAUAAAGGUUUCUCCUAUCCGCGUGGUAAGGUCAUUGGAGGUUGUAGUACUGUGAAUGCAAUGACUUAUAUGCGAGGCCAAAAGGCCGAUUACGAUAGUUGGGCGGCCCAAGGUCCCGAGUAUUCAAUUUGGGAUUAUGAUCAUUGUCUUGAAGCUUUCAAAGCAACCGAAAACAAUUCGCAUGAAAAUCCUGACGAAGAAUUUAAAAAAUAUCAUGGAUUUAAUGGUCUACUCCAUGUACAAGAUUGUUCCAAUGAUCCUUCUGAUAUUAUAAAAGAAUUCAUUGAAGUUGCAAAAAGUCUUGGAGUUCCUUAUAAUAACGAUUUCAAUGGUGUUAGACAAAAUGGAAUCGGAAAAUAUCAGUCUACGUUGAAAGAUGGAAAGCGUUUUUCGUUGGCUGACGGUUAUUUGACAGAUGCAAUGAAAAAGGUUGAAAUUUAUCCAUUAGGUGAAGGCAUUGCAAAGGUCAUCGCCGUAAAUGUCAAAUCUUUCGCCCACAUGUUGAAUAUUAUUUGGGAUGAUGAAAAGAAUGAUGAAAAUGUAGCAAUUGGCGUUAAAUAUUUCUGUAAUGGUAGGGUUAAUAACGCUUUUAUUGCUCCAAAAGGAGAAGUGAUUCUUUGCGGUGGGGGUAUUAAUAGUGCUCAGAUUUUAAUGUUAUCUGGAAUCGGUCCAAAAAAUAAUUUGGAAGGAAAUAAUAUCAAAGUUCGUAAAGAAUUACCGGUUGGACGUAACCUACAGGAUCAUCCGUUAUGUCCCUUUAUUGGCAAAAUUUCUAUUCAAAACAGUACAGCAGAUGUUUUUACAUCUCAUGCUUGGUGUUGUGGCCAUAAACUUGGAAUUUUGUUUAAAGGUAAUGCUGAAGGAAAAAUUCCCAAUCAAAAAGAUUUUCUUGACGAACGUCCCGAUAUUCAAACCUACAUAAGCACUCAGAAUGUGUUUAAUACUAUCCUAGUGCACAAAUUAGAAUUUAUUGCAUUGUGCUCAGUUUUAAAUCUCCCAUCAAGCGUCGGUUACUUGGAAUUAUCUAGUUCUAAUCCAUUUGUGCAACCAAAAAUCUUUCUCAAUUAUUAUGAAAAACCUGAUGAUAUGUAUAGAAUGAUUAGUUCUGGUAAAUUUUUACGUGAAAUAAUUAAACAACCUCCAUUAAGUACAGUAUGGGGCAUGAAAGAAUUUGGAUUUUAUGAUAAAUUUGGAAAAUGGUGUAGUAUGAAAGAAGAAAUGAGUGAUGAAGAUUGGGAACAAUAUAUCCGUGAACAGACAAAUUCAUCAUUUCAUACAUGCGGUACUGUUAAAAUGGCACCAGAGUCACAAGGAGGAUGUGUUAAUCAUCGACUUGAAGUUUAUGGAACUAAAAAUCUUCGAGUUGUCGAUGCUUCAAUUUUUCCAAUUAUUCCGAAUG